Messenger RNA from Miscanthus lutarioriparius, 393 nucleotides. The record is from the annotation of a GenBank genome assembly. Lineage: Eukaryota; Viridiplantae; Streptophyta; Magnoliopsida; Poales; Poaceae.
AUGGGAGGUUUCAGCUCUGACGACAAUGAGGACACCACCCGGUUGCUGCUCCUGGGUUUGGCGUGCAGCAACCCCAACCCGUCAGACCGACCGAGCAUGGAUCAGGUGGUGCAGGUCAUCGCCAAGUCGAUGCCGCCGCCUGCAGUGCCGCUAGUGAAGCCCGCUUUCGUUUGGCCACCGGAAGGAGAGCAGCUACUGCUCUCAGACAAUGCCGAUGAUGAUGACGAUUUUGUGGAGUCAGAUCAUCGUGAUUCUGACAGGAGGCACUGGGAGGAGACGGAGCACUGUGAUAGCUUGGCGACGGGCAUCAAACCAUCAUCGGAGAUCACCCAGCGUAAGUCCCGUAAUGUUGUUGAGACAAACAUCAGUCAGGACAUUGAAAAAUGCGUGUAA